Messenger RNA from Drosophila erecta, 1002 nucleotides. RefSeq names its product elongation of very long chain fatty acids protein F. Gene Ontology annotation, molecular function: fatty acid elongase activity. Lineage: Eukaryota; Metazoa; Arthropoda; Insecta; Diptera; Drosophilidae. The record is from RefSeq and is a predicted model, not a curated record. Gene Ontology annotation, cellular component: endoplasmic reticulum membrane. The transcript is spliced from 3 exons. Gene Ontology annotation, biological process: fatty acid elongation, saturated fatty acid; fatty acid elongation, polyunsaturated fatty acid; fatty acid elongation, monounsaturated fatty acid. Bases 154 to 942 code for a protein of 262 amino acids.
CUCCUGGUCAGGGCAUAGCAUAGUGUCUAAAGAGGCAUACAUAAUCAGUUGUCAUUGUGCUUUGGCUCGGAAUAUAUGUAUUCUUGCAGGCGCAUUGGUAUAUAGGGUGGUGAAUGGCAAGCGCGCUCCUCAGUUGCAUUCCACGGAGUCAUCAUGAAUUUCACACUAUUUGAAAUUUUCCGGAAGCUGCCGGCAGAUCCCGUCCCUCCGCCCAUGCUGAGAACACCUCUGCCAGCGAUUGUAAUAAUUUUGGGUUACCUGCUGCUGAUUUUCAAAGUGGGCCCCGAUUUUAUGAGAUUUCGCAAGCCCUUCAACAUUCGAAAGACAAUGUUAAUCUAUAAUUUCUGCCAAGUUUUGAUGAACUCCGCCUUUUUUGUGAUGGGCACACGUUUUUUUUUUAUCUGGAAAUUGUACGACCUCCGCUGCAUGGAAAGUCUGCCUUGGGAUCAUCCAUAUAAAGAUACCGAUCGUUGGCUAACAUACUUAUUUUUCAUCAACAAGGUGAUUGACCUGAUGGACACCGUAUUCUUUGUGCUGAGAAAGAGCUCCAAGCAAAUCACCGUACUCCAUGUCUACCAUCAUGUAUUAAUGGUGUUGGCUGUGUCCUUCGUAUACUAUUCCUACGGACCCGGAGGACAGUACAAUCUGAUGGGAUACCUCAACUCAUUUGUGCACGCGGUGAUGUACGCCUACUAUUUUGCAUCUGCUUGGUAUCCGAACGUGAAGAACACAUUCUGGCUUAAACAGUACAUCACCAAGCUGCAAAUCAUACAGUUUGUGAUCCUCCUCACACAAUCUGUCCUGACAUUGUGGCUGCAUCCCGGUUGCCGUGUUCCCAAGUUCCAGCAGUUCCUUCAGCUGGGAGUUUCCCUUUCCAUGAUUGUCAUGUUUGGGAACUUUUACUAUCAAACCUAUGUCAAAGCCAAGAGCAAACAGCAGUGAUUCAUAAAUACAUUGUAGUACUCUUUACGCAAUUGAGUCGGCCUCAGUUGAGUGUGACUA